AUGGUAAGAUUGCUCAAAACUAUGGAUUUUCUUGAGAUCUACCUUGGCCUUGUCUCAACCCGAGAUCUUAACAUCUGCACAGCAUCAAGAUUUUUUAAAGUUUUAUACUUUACAGUCAGUUUCGUCAAUUAUUUUACCAGUUUGUAUUUUAAUUCCGAUUUGUUAAAGAAGUCCUGUUAUUCGAAUUCAUUUCUAUACUUGAAAUUGUAG
Necator americanus (New World hookworm) is the source of this 210-nucleotide messenger RNA. RefSeq lists its product as uncharacterized. The record is from RefSeq and is a predicted model, not a curated record. The transcript has 2 exons. The coding region runs from base 1 to 210 and encodes 69 amino acids. NCBI's taxonomy places the organism in Eukaryota, Metazoa, Nematoda, Chromadorea, Rhabditida, Ancylostomatidae.